AGGCAUCCUUCAAUUGUUACUUCCCCUCCAACCUCGCGUUUAACCAAUCGACCAAUUAUCACCGAGAAUUUACUUUUCAGUUUUCACCUCUUCAUUAUCAUAUCGACAUAGCUAUUCAGUAGAAGACGGCUUUCCAAUUAUUCUAAACGACAACACUCAUUCAUCCGAUUUCUCGUAAAGAGACUCGUUCGCGUUCCACAACACCAACAAGAUGUCGGACAAAGGAGCAGGAAAAGGAGGCAAGAUGGCCUCGUUUUACAACCUGAAGUCAACGGCAGGCCCGAAGGAUGACGCUUACACGGUACUUAUCAUGAACUGAUGAUUUUGAUUACCUCAUGUUGCCUAUACAUGCUUCGAGUCAUUCAUAUGAAGUAGAAGUGGAUUUUCUUCGUUUAAUGCCUACUACUACUUCCUACUACCCUCCUUGGAAUUAGAAUUUGAUGUGAACUAAUAAGUCCUUGAACCAUCAUUUCAAUCAGGCGGUACGCGUACAUUAAAAUCACAAACUAUGACAAGAACAAGAAGAACUUCUUCUACAUCUACCCAUAAGCAUAAUUAUAACGUAUACAACGUACUAUAAUAUAUAUCUCCAUUAAUCACAACAACCAAAGCCAAAAUUUCAAAAAAACUCUUCUCAGAUUGCAUACAUGGAUGACGAUGGUGCUGAGAGGGAAGCUUUGCCGUCGUACUUGCAAUCCGGUGCCAGUCGUGGCUCUGCUGCCGAAGCUUCUGCUGGAUCCCAACAAGGAGCUGCUGGAGAAGAAAGAGUGUCCGGUGCUGUAGAAGAAAGAGCGUCUAGGUACUAUAAUUUGUUGACUUCUUUUUAUCGUGGUUCUUCAUCCCUUAAUCCACCUCGCCAUUCUUUUACCAUGAUGCAUUUCUAUGCUUUUUAAGUUAAGUACCAGGUAUAAUAAGAUAAGUACAUGAUAGAAGUUGUAGAUCAAAAUCGAUCAAAAAUUACCACUCGUCUAGCAUUCCAACCGAUCUCUUGUUUUCAGCGCCAGCACAAGUGAUAGAAAAUCCGGGAGCAAGAAGGACGAUCGCCCGUCAAAGAGUUCCAGCUCUAAGAAGGAAGGCCGAGGAUGCUGCUGCCCGUGCUAAGGACAUACGUAUUACGUAAGUCGUAAGUAUUACGUAAGUCGUGCUACGGAAUCAAGAUCAAGUGGAGAACAAGAAUCUACUAACACGAAUAAGACGUCGAAUGAAUAUUUUGAAAUUUAUGAUGCUGUAGCAUAAAACUGAUGUAUAAUUGGUGGUAAAGGAAUUUUCUUUUUGCAUCAAGAGGUAGAGGACGAAUAGCAUCUUGAUCUUGUAACUGAACAAAGAGAUGAACAUCUUGAUCUUGUUCUAAGAACUAGGAAAAAAGAGCUUGCGCAUAGUAAUCAACAUAUGGAAGGAACAAUCAACGCUAAUAAUUGAAAUACUAUAGAUUUAUGACUGUAUACAAUUUGACCAACAAACUAGUCGGGGUAAAUAAGGUUGUAAGUAGAUAAUUUCUUGCAACGUCACCAUCUACGUCGUACUAGCAACAUCCCUACGCAAAACACGAAAAUGAAAAGGAGCCUGAGACUUGGGAUGUAGCUGGACAGUACUUGUAUUUGGAUAGAACGAAUAACAGUAAUUCAUAUUUGCAUAGAAAAAUAAUUGGAUUUAGGGACAACGACAAUAAUAUCUUGAUUUAGGGAAUAAGAUGGAAGAGAUUAUAGAGUAGAUACUAG
Messenger RNA from Amoebophrya sp. A25, 1718 nucleotides. The record is from the annotation of a GenBank genome assembly. Lineage: Eukaryota; Dinophyceae; Syndiniales; Amoebophryaceae.